AUGCGAACGCUAUCGAUCACGAACGGUAUCCUGUCCAGUAUCUCCGACCUCGUCGCGCAGGGUAUCGAGGGCAGUGUGAGUGUCUCUGGGCCCUUCCAUCCCUCCAAGGUUCCCCAUCAGCUCAAUGCUAACUAUCAGACGGCAAAGUCAACAGGCAAGUCGGACUGGCGGUACGAUCCCGUGCGCACGCUCCGGUUCGCCGCAUUCGGCACAGCCAUGGGCCCCGUGAUUGGGAAAUGGCUCCAGUUCCUCGACUACAAAUUCCCGCUGUCUGCGACGGCGGGCGCGCUCGCGAACCAGGCGCCGAGUAAGGCGAAGCAGGGCGUGCAGCUGGCGAAGCGCGUGCUCGCGGACCAGGUCGUGGCGGCGCCUGUUGGUCUCGCCCUGUUCACAGGCCUGAUGUCUGGCCUCGAGGGCAAGUCGCUCGGCGAGACGCAGGACAAGUUCCGCACCAUGUAUCCCCGCGCCCUCCUUACCAACUGGCAGGUGUGGCCCGUCAUCCAGGCUGUGAACUUUACGAUUGUCCCGCUCCAGUUCCGCCUGCCGUUCCAGCAAACGGCGGGAAUCCUGUGGACGUGCUACCUCUCCAUGCUCAACAAGAAGAAUGACGUCGAGGAGGCCCAGAGGGCCAAGAUGCCCGGUGGCACCAGGCCGAGCGCAAAGGAGGACGAGAAUGCGCCGACAUACACUUUCGAGACGCAGGAUCACAAGGACGGCGUGUACCAGGAUCGCGACAGAGUCAAGACCCGAUAG
This is a messenger RNA of Trichosporon asahii var. asahii CBS 2479, 753 nucleotides long. RefSeq lists its product as uncharacterized. Gene Ontology annotation, cellular component: cytoplasm; membrane. The record is from RefSeq and is a predicted model, not a curated record. Lineage: Eukaryota; Fungi; Basidiomycota; Tremellomycetes; Trichosporonales; Trichosporonaceae. The coding region runs from base 1 to 753 and encodes 250 amino acids. The transcript is spliced from 2 exons.